AUGAAUAAGGAUGCUCACAAGUUUGUUUCAAGAUACGACAAGUGCCAAAGAAGUGGUGGCAUAACCAAAAGAGAUGAAAUGCCUCAACAAAACAUUUUGGAAGUUAAGCCUUUUGAUGUUUGGGGUGUCGACUUUAUGGGGCCUUUUGUCUCCUCAUGUGGGAAUUUAUACAUCUUGGUAGCGGUUGACUAUGUGACUAAGUGGAUUGAAGCCAUACCUUCCCCUACCGAUGAUCAUAAGGUCGUGCUUAAGCUUCCUAAGAAAAUCAUCUUUCCACGGUUUGGGGUUCCUAGGGUGCUAAUUAGUGAUGGAGGUUCCCACUUUGCCAAGAAGCAACUCGAAUCUUUGUUAGAAUGUGGUUGA
This is a messenger RNA of Chenopodium quinoa (quinoa), 363 nucleotides long. Its product is annotated as protein NYNRIN-like. Gene Ontology annotation, molecular function: nucleic acid binding. The transcript has a single exon. Bases 1 to 363 code for a protein of 120 amino acids. The record is from RefSeq and is a predicted model, not a curated record. Gene Ontology annotation, biological process: DNA integration. Lineage: Eukaryota; Viridiplantae; Streptophyta; Magnoliopsida; Caryophyllales; Amaranthaceae.